This is a messenger RNA of Dissoconium aciculare CBS 342.82, 507 nucleotides long. RefSeq lists its product as uncharacterized. The transcript has a single exon. NCBI's taxonomy places the organism in Eukaryota, Fungi, Ascomycota, Dothideomycetes, Mycosphaerellales, Dissoconiaceae. The record is from RefSeq and is a predicted model, not a curated record. The annotation marks the transcript as partial.
UAUUGUUUUUGUGACACAAAUAGUGUUUAGGCACUGGUCUCUCAUGGAACCACAACAUUCUGAAGUCCGCGGGGUGACCGAUGCCUCUCUUGGCCAUGAUGCAACUCUGUUUGCCCCAUCCCCCGAUGAAAUUCGACUCUUUUACGAACGACUGCUCCUGUGGAGCGUCCUUCGCCCGAAUGGCGUUCGACGAGCGAUGCCGGUGCGCACUCGCUGGCAGCGCUACCUUGACUCGCUCGCCUUCCUGUGCGACACGCAAGGUGGAGGCAACACGGUCUCGGCGCUUGUCGUACAAGAUCGCUCGACUGAACUUCGCUACUGGGUCGCUCGCAACAGCAGAACAGAGGUCGCGGUCAGCCGGCUCAGCUGGCUGCUGGGACAGCUGCAUCCCUUGCGGUCGCCAGCCCUCGUUCUCCUUGCAGAAGAUCGUAUCCUUGGAGAGAUUGUGGGAGAUUGCGAGCGUAGGAUAGACGAUUAUCACAGACGUCUUACUAUUGUGAUGAAGGA